AUGUCCCGAUUUGAGGAAGGGACAGAGAGCAAAAUCGAUCAUUACUACAAUGACGACGAAACUAUGAGAUUGGUCAAUUCGAUGGCCAGUAUCAUUGGUAUCCCCAUCGAGGAAGUUUGGGAGGCAUAUGGUGGCUUUUUAAUUCAAUUUACGAUGGAAACUGGGUGGGAUGAGCUGUUGCGAGCAAUGGCUUUGGAUCUGGAGGGAUUUCUCGAUUCCCUUGAUGCUCUUCACUACUUCAUCGAUCACGUCGUCUACCAGACAAAACUACGUGGUCCAUCAUUUCGAUGUGAGCCACAACAAGAUGGCACACUGUUGCUCCAUUACUACUCAAAACGGAGCGGACUGUAUCCAAUUGUCAAAGGUGUCGUUCGAGAGGUAUCACGUCGUAUCUACAACACAGAAGUCAUCAUGAAGGUCCAGGAACGAAAACAAGAACACUACGACGCCUUCGUUACCGAACACGUCGUGUUCAUCAUCAGCACGGUUGAUACUGGAGGUCAACGUAGAAGUAUUUCCAGCAAGUCCAGUGAGACUUCACAUACCCUUCAUGAGACUUUUUAUGACAUGGACACUGAAGAUUUUUGUCUAGCUUUCCCGUAUCAUAUCUGCUUUGAUCGUGAUCUAUUCUUGGAGCAUUUUGGAAAUUAUAUUCGCAAAGCUUUCCCUAUGUGCCAAAGGCAAGAAACAAGGGUAACCGAUAUUUUGGAGUUGGUGCAUCCGGAGGUCCCACUGUCUUUCGACUCAAUCAUGGCCUUCAAAAAUUCGCUAUUUAUUUUCAAAUUCAAACAGCCUGGAGAUAUGGUGCAUACAAAGAAUGACAUUAAGCCGAUUACGCUAAAAGGCGCUAUGGUGGUUCUUGAUGAUGGAAAAUAUAUUCUCUAUGUGGCUUCGGUGAAUGUGACGAGCGUUCGAGAACUUAUCGAACGGAAUCUGCACCUGAGCGAUAUGCAGCGUCAUGACGGCAUUCGCGAUCUUGUCAUGUUGAACCAAAGUCGUAUGAGUCAAGUCGAACUCAACCGUAAGCUCGAGGAAACAACGAAAAGUCUGAAGAAAAUGGCUUCGGAGCUGGAGUACGAGAAGACGAAAACCGAUGAAUUGUUGUGCGAGUUGAUGCCGGCGACGGUAGCAGACAAGUUGAGACAGGGCAAAGUGGUGGAAGCAGCCGAAUUUGGGGAUUGUACAUUGCUGUUCACCGACAUUGUCACGUUUACGAAUAUCUGUGCGUUGUGUACUCCAUACGACGUCGUCACGCUUCUCAACGACCUUUAUUUAAGGUUCGAUCGCCUUGUCGGAUUGCACGAGGUCUACAAAGUGGAGACGAUCGGUGAUGCCUACGUAGUGGUUGGGGGUGUCCCAGAACCAUGUGAGAAUCAUGCAGAAAGGGUGUUGAACGCGUCGAUCGGGAUGCUAAUGGAAUCGAAGCUCUGCUUAUCGCCGAUCACCAAAAAGCCGAUCAAAAUUCGCAUCGGAGUUCAUUGUGGGCCAGUGGUGGCUGGAGUUGUUGGAAUGAAAAUGCCGAGAUAUUGCUUGUUUGGAGACAGUGUAACCGUAGCAAAUAAGAUGGAAGCAUGCGGGGUACCUGCUAAGAUCCAUGUUAGUGAAACUGGAAAGCGCAAUGGGCUGGCUUCAAACCCGACCUUUGUCUUUUCGGAUCGCGGAAACACAGAAAUCAAAGGAAAAGGGAUUAUGUAUACCUAUUUCCUGGAACGGAACGAUCGCCGAAGUGUUUGGGAACUGUGUUCAAGGCCGAGAACUGGUGAUCAGACGAUUGAUGGUUACAUGGAACUUCACGAUCAAGGGGUCUAUGAUGAUGAGAAUGUCAACCCAAUCAUACAAGAAAAUGGCAUUGAAAAGCAUUCAAAGAAGGACAAGUCACACCAUGACAAUGGGCCCGGCGAGCAUGUCAUCAACCAUCAUCUCAGAUCUCCGACUUGCACCAUCCUC
Molecule: messenger RNA, 1947 nt
Organism: Mesorhabditis spiculigera
Lineage: Eukaryota; Metazoa; Nematoda; Chromadorea; Rhabditida; Rhabditidae
Source: the annotation of a GenBank genome assembly